AUGAACGAUUCUACAGCACCGAGUAUUGAGUUUCCACGAAGUCUUGGAACAAACUUUGCCAUCUCGUUGAUUGUURUCAACRCUUGUAGCUCAAUCGUGGCUUUURUCUUGAACUUCAUGAUCAUUUUGACUUUUUUAAAGACGCUAUCGAUGCGARCACCUUCGUAUAUUCUUAUUCUUUGUUUAGCCAUCGCUGACUUUGGUGUUGGCGYUGUGAUGCAGCCRGUAUAUUGUGUUGAAUUGUUUGCUCGAAUGAAAGGMUACAAAUCCGUUAUUUGUACGACAUCUUACAUAAGAAAGAGUUGUUUAUGGGUAUUAACGGCUUCAUCUUUGCUGACGAUUACUGGCAUUACCAUCGACCGUUUCCUUGCUCUUCACUUGCAUCUGAGAUAUCAAGAACUUGUUACUGCCAAGCGGUCGUACCUUGUUGUCAUCAUUAUUGCUAUUUCUAGCGCUUUUGGGAUUUUUGCUGCAUGGUUUCGCGUUGCCGCAAUGAUCACUGGUCUUCGAGCUUCAAACACCGAAAUACCGACAUCUUCAUUGGAUGUUGCAGUCAUUCUAACCAACACACUCUGCCUGAUAAACAGUGCUUUGAAUCCAGUCAUCUACUGCUGGAGAAUACAAGACAUGCGAAAUGCUGUCGUACAGCUUGCUCGUAACAUUCAGUGUCUACACCACAAUCCUUGA
This is a messenger RNA of Exaiptasia diaphana, 687 nucleotides long. Its product is annotated as beta-4C adrenergic receptor-like. The record is from RefSeq and is a predicted model, not a curated record. Gene Ontology annotation, cellular component: membrane. Gene Ontology annotation, biological process: G protein-coupled receptor signaling pathway. Lineage: Eukaryota; Metazoa; Cnidaria; Anthozoa; Actiniaria; Aiptasiidae. Gene Ontology annotation, molecular function: G protein-coupled receptor activity. The transcript is spliced from 2 exons. Bases 1 to 687 code for a protein of 228 amino acids.